Penicillium odoratum is the source of this 195-nucleotide messenger RNA. RefSeq lists its product as uncharacterized. The record is from RefSeq and is a predicted model, not a curated record. The transcript is spliced from 2 exons. Bases 1 to 195 code for a protein of 64 amino acids. Gene Ontology annotation, molecular function: protein binding. Lineage: Eukaryota; Fungi; Ascomycota; Eurotiomycetes; Eurotiales; Aspergillaceae.
AUGGCCAUGAGCCAGUGGGGUGCUGAUCUAGAGACGAAGGAUGAGGACGACGAGACGCCGCUGUCAUGGGCUGCCAAAAAUCGUCAUAUAUCAAUUGUCAAGCUCUUUGUCAACAAUAGUGCUAGCUUAGGCCUAUUAAGAGAUGAGACUUCUGGCUUCUCUGACUCUAGUCUGACUUUGUUCUCUUCAGAGUAG